Messenger RNA from Achroia grisella, 2918 nucleotides. Its product is annotated as glutamyl aminopeptidase-like. The transcript is spliced from 16 exons. Gene Ontology annotation, cellular component: cytoplasm. NCBI's taxonomy places the organism in Eukaryota, Metazoa, Arthropoda, Insecta, Lepidoptera, Pyralidae. Gene Ontology annotation, molecular function: metalloaminopeptidase activity; zinc ion binding; peptide binding. The record is from RefSeq and is a predicted model, not a curated record. The coding region runs from base 51 to 2705 and encodes 884 amino acids. Gene Ontology annotation, biological process: proteolysis; peptide catabolic process.
AGUAUUUUAGUUCAUAUAACUUAAGAAACCGGUAUUACACAAAUAAAAUAAUGGAAAAUGAGUUAAAUAUUAAACUUUCUGAAAGAUUAUCGCCUUUAGUGCGACCGGUACACUACAAGCUGCUUCUUAAUCCUGAUUUAAAAUCAGGGUUAUUUAAAGGGAACGUGAAAAUAAAUGUAGUAAAUAAAGACGAGAAAAACUUCAUUAAUCUUCAUACAAAUUUCUUGAAAAUAUCUAGUGUCAAAGUGUACAAAGACGGCACUGAAGUUCUUAUUGAAAAGUAUAUGGAAGUGAUAGAUUUUGAACAAUUACUCAUUAAAUUUGAUAGUAAUCUUAGUCCAGGAAACUAUGAGUUAGAUAUUGAAUUCAGUGGUUCUUUAACCAGGAAUAUUGUUGGAUUUUAUUCAUCUCGGUUGAAGGAUACCAGGACAAUGGUGGCCAGCAAGUUUCAACCCACAUAUGCUCGACAAGCUUUCCCUUGCUUCGAUGAACCUGAUUUCAAGGCGACAUAUGAUAUAACAUUAGUGAAGCCCCAGUCAUAUGUGGCUUUGUCUAACAUGAAUGAAAUAUCUAAGACACAGGAUGAAGAAAACAAAUUGGAAUUAGUAACUUUUGCAACUAGUGUACCGAUGUCGACAUAUUUAGCCUGCUUCGUUGUAUGUGAUUUUGAUUUUAAAGAAACAGAAAUAAAUGCUAAUGGUAUUGGCAAGAAUUUCACAUUGAGGUCCUUUGCGCAGAGAGAUCAAAUGCAUAAAAUUGAUUUUGCCCAGGAUAUAGGGAAGAGGGCUACUGAGUUUUAUAUAAAAUAUUAUGAAGUACCUUUUCCCCUUCCAAAAUUAGAUAUGAUAGCCAUCCCAGAUUAUGUAUCUGGUGCAACAGAACAUUGGGGUCUUAUUACAUAUAGAGAGACAUCUUUCCUUGUUGAUGAAUCUACAGCAUCAUCCAAUAAUAAAAUAAGUGUUGCUAACACAAUAGCACAUGAACUAGCACAUAUGUGGUUUGGAAAUUUAGUUACAAUGAAAUGGUGGGAUGAGGUUUGGCUGAAUGAAGGGUUUGCCUCAUAUAUGCAAGUGAAAGCAUUAAAUGCUAUAGAGCCUUCAUGGACUAUGUUGGACCAAUUUCUCAUAAAAACUCUCCAUUCAGUUCUGGUGACAGAUGCUAAACUUUCAAGUCAUCCAAUAGUGCAGACUGUCAAUACACCUGAUCAAAUAACUGCAAUAUUUGAUGCUAUAUCUUAUCAUAAGGGAGCCUCAGUUUUAAGAAUGCUGGAAGGUUUUAUUGGCGACGAGAAAUUCCGUCUUGGAGUGUCGGACUAUCUUAAAAAGUAUGAAUUUGGAAAUACGGUGACACAAGAUUUACUUUCAUGUCUUGAGCCGUACUUUAAAAAAGAUAAUCCGAAUUUAAAUAUUACUAACAUAAUGGACACCUGGACCCGACAAAUGGGUUACCCAGUGUUGACUGUCUCUGAUGGUGAGGACCCAAAUACUUACGUCAUCAAACAAUCACGAUUCCUACUUGAUCCUGAGGCUGUUUAUAAAAAUGAUUCUGAUUAUAACUACCGUUGGUUUAUACCUAUCACUUAUAAGACUAAUAAAGGAGCAAAUCAUGGUAUUGUGUGGUUCGCAAACACAGAAGACUAUGUAACACUGAAAUUGCGUUCAGAUGAAGAUUGGGUGAAAAUCAAUAACAAUCAAGUGGGAUACUACCGAGUGAAUUAUACUGAUGCCAUGUGGCAGAAAUUAGUAAAUUUAUUGCAGAGUAAAUCAUCACAGCUAACCAUAUCCGAUCGUGCCCACUUAUUAAAUGAUGCGUUCGCUUUAGCUGAAGCAAGUGCAGUGUCGUAUGGUCUAGCGCUCAACUUAACAAGUUACCUCGUUGUGGAAGAUGACUAUGUGCCAUGGGCAACUGCAUCGCAUAUAUUCUCUGCGUUAAGGAGUAGACUACUCAAUACCCUCGCUUAUGAACAUUUACAGAAAUAUAUUCAGAACCUGGUAAGACCUUUGUACGAGAAACAGACGUGGGAGACUACGCAGUUGGGCGUUAUUGAGAGGCUACUUCGAACAACUGUGCUAUCGGAGGCUACCAAAUGCCAAUUACCUGAGGCAGAAGCGAAGGUCAGGGAUCUCUUCCUGAAGUGGCUCAACAAUCACGGCACAGCAUCAGCUAUUGAAAUAGAAACUGAUUUAAGAAAUAUGAUUUAUUAUGAAGGAAUGAAGUCGGCGUCGCACUUGGAAUGGGACAAACUUUGGGAAAUACUUCUAAAAGAGGAAGAUGUGCAGGAACAAGCUAAACUUAGACAUGCGUUGUCAGCACCACGGGAUAUCACUAUACUCAGAAAGUACUUAAUACUGGCAUGGGACGAGAAGAAUAUCCGUGGUCAAGACUACCUAGGCGUGUUACAUUUCAUCAGUAGUAACCCGUCUGGGGAAAUGCUGGUGUGGGACGAGGUGCGGUCCAACUGGCCUCAACUUGUCGACAGGUUCACUCUUAACAGCCGAUAUCUAGGAGGCCUGGUGACAGGCAUCACCAGCUCGUUCAAUACCAAACUCAAGCUGGACGAGAUGGAAGCAUGGUUUGCGAAAUAUCCCGAAGCAGGCGCUGGGGCGACUGCACGGUUACGUGCGCUCGAGACUGUACGCAAUAAUAUAAAAUGGGUAUCCAUUCAUCAGCCGACGGUUGCUGCAUGGCUACAAACACAACAAUGAGGACUAAUAAAUAAUUUGUGAAGUUAUCUACUGUAAUGUUAUAAAGCUGAAAAGUUAGUUUGGUUGGUUCGCGUUCAUUUUAUGAUCUAAGGGUUCGAUUGACCAAUUAUCUCUGUAGUUGAUAGCUCAUUUAUCACGUCGGCUAUACACUAACUUGACGCUAUACCAAUUAGAAUGGAUCGUCGUUGAAAAAUAUUGCAAAAAUGGGAAAAC